Globicephala melas (long-finned pilot whale) is the source of this 7951-nucleotide messenger RNA. RefSeq names its product ataxin 7 like 1 (gene ATXN7L1). Lineage: Eukaryota; Metazoa; Chordata; Mammalia; Artiodactyla; Delphinidae. The record is from RefSeq and is a predicted model, not a curated record.
AUGACGUCGGAGCGUUCUCGAAUCCCGUGUCUCUCGGCUGCUGCUGCCGAAGGAACAGGGAAAAAGCAACAAGAAGGAAGAGCAAUGGCGACACUGGAUCGCAAAGUGCCCAGUCCGGAGGCGUUUCUGGGCAAACCCUGGUCCUCCUGGAUCGACGCCGCCAAAUUACACUGCUCCGACAAUGUAGAUUUAGAAGAGGCUGGAAAAGAGGGUGGAAAAAGCAGGGAGGUUAUGAGGCUUAAUAAAGAAGAUAUGCACUUGUUUGGCCACUACCCAGCACACGACGACUUCUACCUCGUGGUGUGCAGUGCCUGUAACCAGGUCGUCAAGCCGCAGGUCUUCCAGUCCCACUGCGAGAGAAGACACGGUUCAAUGUGUAGACCUUCUCCCUCUCCGGCGUCUCCACCCUCCAAUGCCCGGACAUCACUAGUACAGGUGAAAACGAAAGCCUGUCUCAGCGGCCAUACCUCUGCCAGCAGCUCCUCAAAGCCAUUCAAAACGCCCAAAGACAAUCUCCUAAGCUCCAACAGCAAGCAGCACACAAUCUUUUCAGCGAAGGGAUCAAGGGACAAAGCAUGUGUUCCGGUUCCCGUAGUCAGUUUAGAGAAAAUUCCUAACCUAGUGAAGGCAGAUGGUGCCAAUGUCAAAAUGAACUCUGCAACCACUACUGCGGUCACUUUCUGCUCCACCUCAUCCUCUGCCGUCUCCACCCCACCUGUCAUUAAGCCGGUCUUGAUGUCCAAGUCAGUGCCACCUUCCCCAGAGAAGAUCUUAAAUGGCAAAGGAAUUUUGUCUGCCACCAUAGACAAGAAACACCAAAAUGGCACCAAAAACAACAACAAGCCUUACAGGAGACUUUCAGAGAGAGAAUUUGACCCAAAUAAACACUGUGGAGUAUUGGAUCCCGAGACAAAGAAACCUUGCACAAGAUCCCUCACCUGCAAGACUCACUCCCUAAGCCAUCGGAGGGCAGUCCCAGGCCGGAAAAAGCAAUUUGACCUCCUUCUGGCGGAACACAAAGCCAAGUCCCGGGAAAAAGAAGUUAAAGAUAAAGAGCAUCUCCUGACUUCGGCAAGGGAAGUACUUCCAAACCCAUCCGGGCCAGCGCAGGACUCGCUGCCGGGAUCUUCAGGGAGCUUGGGCCCAGAACCUAAAGUCGCGUCCCCUGCAAAAUCCAGGCCACCUAACUCUGUGCUUCCUAGACCAUCAUCUGCAAAUAGCAUAAGCAGCAGUACAUCUUCAAAUCACAGUGGCUACACUCCGGAACCCCCUCUACCCCCAGUUGGAGGUGACCUCGCCAGCCGACUGUCAAGUGAUGAAGGGGAGAUGGACGGAGCCGACGAAUCCGAGAAGUUAUUAGACUGUCAUUUCUCCACCCACCACCCCAGACCUCUUGCGUUUUGCUCAUUUGGGAGUCGCCUCAUGGGCCGAGGGUACUAUGUGUUUGAUAGAAGAUGGGACCGUUUUCGAUUCGCACUAAACUCCAUGGUAGAAAAACACUUGAAUUCACAGAUGUGGAAGCACAGAAACCCGAGCCACAGGGCAUCAGGUCCCUCCCCCCUUUUCAGGACUUGUCUAACCAAUCUGCUGUCACUGAGCAACAUUGGGGCUGCCUGGGUGUCAACUCUGGAGAGCGUAGCACCCCGCUGCCCUCUCAACCUCACUGCCCAAACCCCAGGCCCCGACGGGCCCGAACCUGGAGGGAUGGCAGCCGAUGGGGGCGUGGAAGACAUUAGGAAGAAAAGGAACGGCCAAGACUCUUUUUUCUUUAACAAGCAUUUAACUCUGCAUCAGGAGACGCCAACACAGUAUUCUCUUUCAGCCAGGAAGAUCCCUCCUGCGGCAGAUAGCCCCAUGCCCUCGCCAGCAGCCCACAUCACCACCCCUGUUCCAGCAUCCGUUUUACAGCCUUUCAGCAACCCCAGUGCUGUGUAUCUUCCUUCAGCUCCCAUCAGCUCGAGACUCACCUCUUCUUACAUAAUGACAUCAGCCAUGCUCUCCAAUGCAGCUUUUGUGACAUCGCCGGACCCGAGCGCCCUCAUGUCACACACCACAGCUUUCCCUCAUGUGGCCGCAACCCUCAGCAUCAUGGACUCAACAUUCAAGGCCCCAUCUGCCGUGUCCCCGAUACCAGCUGUCAUCCCUUCCCCAUCCCACAAGCCAUCCAAAACCAAAACCAGCAAAUCCUCAAAAGUCAAAGACCUGUCCGCCCGUAGUGACGAGUCUCCAAGUAACAAAAAGAGGAAGCCGCCGUCUUCGACUUCCGCCUCUCCCUCCGUAUCCCUGCAGACAUCCCUCUCCCCAUUAUCAGGGCCCCACAAAAAGAACUGUGUUUUGAAUGCCAGUUCAGCUUUGAACUCCUAUCAGGCAGCCCCUCCCUAUAACAGUCUGUCUGUGCACAACUCAAACAACGGGGUGAGCCCACUCAGUGCCAAACUGGAGCCCUCAGGACGGACCUCGCUGCCCGGCGGCCCUACAGACUUAGUGAGACACAUGGGCUCGGGGGGCGGCAGCAGUGACUCCUGUCCCCUCUCUGUGCCCUCCCUUGCAGGGGACCUCUCUCUGGCCUCACACAAUGCCGUGUCUUCUCUGCCCCUCUCUUUUGACAAAUCAGAAGGAAAAAAGCGUAAGAACUCAAGUUCUAGUAGCAAAGCCUGUAAAAUCACUAAAAUGCCUGGAAUGAAUAGCGUUCACAGAAAGAACCCACCCAGCCUUCUUGCACCGGUGCCCGAUCCCGUUAACAGCACCUCCUCUCGGCAGGUUGGGAAAAAUAGCAGCCUAGCUUUGUCACAAUCCAGUCCUUCAAGCAUAUCCAGCCCAGGACACAGCCGACAGGUAAGUUACUGGCGGGCAGAAGUCCAUAGGCUCAUUAGCAGGGUGGAAAGAAUGUGGGCUUUGGGGUCAGACCCUGGUUCAAAUCUCACGUCCAGUUAAGAAAAUGGCUACCUGGCUUCUAACGCUAGGCCUUCUCGUAAUUAGCUGUGUGCCCUUGGGCAAGUUACUUAAUUUCUCUGUGCUUUAGUUUCCUCGCCUAUAAGAUGGGGGUCAUUAUGGCCCCUAUCUCAUAAGGCUUUUGUGAGGAUUAAAUUAAUUUAUAGACAUAAAGCCCCUGCAAAAUGCCUGAGACCUAACACAGGUAUUAGCUUUUACUGUUAGCAGCUGUAUGGUAUUAGGCAGAUCACUUCUCUGAGUCUCACUUUUUUCAUUUCUUAAAUGGCAGAAUCGAUGCCUACCUCCUAAGGUUAUUAUGAAAAUUAAAUAAGAUGCUGUUGACUAAAGGGCUUUGCUCAUGGCAGACACUGGUUAGCACUUUCUUGAGGCCUCUGGUGGGCUGUAGCUACCAUUCAGGAUGUGGUUUUCAUGGUGGGGACUAUUCAGGGUAGAUUUAGGAGUUUUUAUAAACUUGAGAUGUGAAAACAGUACAGAAGUGAUUUUCUCCAGUGGAGUGUGUGCACGUCUGGAGGAGGCCAGGGAGGGUAGGUGAGUAGGGUCGUGUGUGUUCUACAUGAUGGGAAAAAAAAUACAUAUAUGGCUGUUAUGUUGUCUUAGAAGUGCCACAGGUUUCGUAGAUACCAAAUUACAGUGUUUGGGUGAAGGUUCUAGGGAACGGUUUUGUGUCCUCAGAUCUCCACCACUUUGAAUCACUGUGGACCAUCUGUGCCAGAGCACCUGCAGCCCCUCCUCUGUGUAGGGUCGGGGAGGGAGGGCAAUCUGCCUGUUUACGGCGGGCCUCCUGCACGGGUUGCUGGGUGCACCUGGAGACUCCACUUCGACCCUUAGCAGGCACGUGUGCAGUCGCCCACAACUCCAGGCACACCUGCUGGGAACCCACAACACUAGCCGUCAGCCUAAGUGAACGUAGCCAUUUGUUGAGCCCUUCCUCUGUAGGCGCCGUGCUCUGCCCCUCACAUACGUUACAUACCUUUCAACCUUUUAACAACCUGGUCGGGUUGGGGACAAAUUGGUUAUCCUCGUUUUAUAGAUGAAGAUGAAGGAACUUGAACCAAAACCUGUGUAUCCAAAGCCUCUGUGCUUAACCCAGCACUAUACUUUUUCCUUAGGUAAUUCUCCAUGCUGUCUGUGAGUUAGUUAGGAAAACAUAGACUGAAAAACAAAAACAGAAAAAGAUUAAUUAUCCCGGUCGUCCCUCCUGGAGAGGAGCUCCGUGAAGCCACAGGAUUUGCCCCCUUGCUUUCCUUCACAGCUUGAAUCUCUGUGCCUACCUUCCAUUUACAGAGUUCUUUACUUCCAUCACCUCAUUUGCUCAUCACAGCUGGCUUUUGCCAAAUGCAGGAGGUGGGAUGGUAUCCUUUUCGUUAUAGAUGAGGAAACUGAGACUCCUUUCUUGAAUUCUUGUGGGUAAUCCCAAAUGUAUGUUUUGGAAACAAGCUUUUUCUUUUCUUUUCUUUCCUAGAAGACCACAAACAGAACGGGCAGGAUAAGGACUCUUCCAUAACAAGACUAUGAAGCCACUUCCAAACCAAUGCCUGGCCACGGGACCUCACCCCAGGAGGCCAAGGCCAGGGGAGGGAGGGGAGUGGGCAGUGGGGAAGAGUCUGUUUCCUGUGCCCUGCCUGUGGCUCUGGCCUUUCUUCUUCUUUUUUUAAUUGACCAAUUUUUAGUUUUGAGGAAAAAGAAAAAGGCAAAAAGAACGUGAAUUUGAGAUUUACAGAAAACAAUACCAGUGUUUUGUUUCCGUUCUUUAACUUGCCACGUGUAUACCUUCUUCCAAGUUUGGGGUCCCUCCUCUAGCUUCUGAUGCUGCUACUGCAUCAUUUUGCUCCGGCCACAAGAGCAGACAUUGUAGAAUGUCCGUUCCUGGUUGGCAUCGUCUGGAACUCUUGAACUUGAGCAUGUGCAGUGCUCCUUUCCUUGCCCUCUCCCAUCCUUCCCUUCUGUCCCCUCCUACCUGCCACUCUCUGGGUCCCCACUGACCAUCAGAGGUACGGGCUCUCAAAAGCUCCCUCUAGACAGUGUGCUGCAUCGGGGGGCGGUUACUGGGGAGCAGCCCAUGUUUGGGGAGCAGAGAGCUGGAGGGUGGGCGAGUGCCCUCAUCAGGUUUCUAGGACGCACCAGCACAGAGGAGGGAGAUGCAAAGUUGAGAACAGCAGCCAUUUAAUGAUGGGGCUUACUCAGUACCACUGUCCAGCUGUGCAGCUCGGAGAAUAUGUCCUGGGUUAGGGACAGGAGCAGGAAUGGACCCGGGAGGUGGCAGGAAGAAGGGCCUGGGGGUAGGAGAAGAUAUCCUCAAAAGAUGGUGGGAACUGGGUGACUGAUCAUCUGAGCGUGUUAGGAAUCCAUGCUGCAAAAUCCCUUCCAGGGCACCAUGUACAAGGGCGCAAAGCUGGGCGAGUCACAGGGGGAGGAAUCCCAGGGAAAAGGGCACAAGACCUCAGGAAGCCACUCAGGAAGAGGCACAGUGCCCACCGCUGUGGAAGGUCUCAAGCUGCCCUCCGGGGCGCUGCCAGAGGAGAAAAAGCAGAACCGGAAGGAAAGGCCUGAGGGAAAGCUGCCAUGGAGGGUUAAUUGCCAAACAGCUGGUGAUUGGUGAGAAUAAUUACUAGCAUUGCCCAGCCACCUCCAUGCCCUGGGCCAGAGGGCUCCGUGGACUCAGCACACCCAUAGAUCAGCUCAUGCUAGGUUGUCAGAGGCCACCACUCCGAUACAGCCAACCCAGGAAGGAGUGGUAAGACCACUGCUUAUGGAGAAGAGCCAUUUGGAAGAUCCGGAAGGGAGAAGCUGGAGGCCUGCAGCUAUAAAACUGUUCACACUGGAGUUUUGAAAGAAACCAAUACCAUAAGCUCUAAUUGGGAAUCAUAGUCAAGAAAGGAAUUCACCAUAUAAAAUAAGUGUUCUGUGCUAUGAAUCAUGUAACUUUGUAUACAGUAUAAUGGCAGAGAUACCAGGAGGUUUUGCUUCAUCCCUAAGUCAGAAAUGAAUGCCAGUUUUGCAGCUGGACAUAAACCCUCAUCCCCACCCUGAAGUUUUCCUUUUCUUUCCCAUUCCCCCCAAACCCAAGGAUCAGACUACUGUUAAAUUUCACCGUAUGAUUGGAUUUUGCGAAGACGGGAGGCAGACGGAGUGAUUUGCAUCAAUGGAAUUGCACUGACAGUGUUUCUUAAUAGGAUUACUAAAAUUUUUAAUAUAAAAUGAAGAUUUUUUUAAAAAUCAGGAGUUGAUAUUAGGUACUAGGACAUUAGUUCGGAUGAUUUCAUUUUUAUUUCUACAGUGUUAAAAGUGCACUUAUAUGCUGGUUUAUUUCCAUCUUGGGAAAAAGAGACUGCAAAUUGAAGGGAAGAUUGUUACUUUUUCUUUUUUUUUUUUAAAAAAGGUUAAGGCAGAUUUUAAGACAUAAAUGUUUAAGAAAUUAUAAACAAGGUUAGACCCUUCGAAAAAAAAGUUUAGAAGAUAUUCUUAAAGUAAAUUUUUAUAGUGUUAAUUUUGUAAUAAUUUAUGUUUUACUAUAUUACAGAGCUAACUGACCAGAAUAGUUUCAGAAACAAUAUGAAACUUAGGAAAGUUGAAGCAACGUUUAUAUUUUUAAAAUGUUCUUUGAAUUAUGUUUUUAUUGUACAUUUCUUCAGACUGAAAAGUAUGUACAUAUCUUUGUUAUUUUUGCACAAUUUUCGUCUUGUUCGGUUUUAGAAGUCUGGUUUUUUUUUAUAAUUUAUUUUGAGUUGUAAUACUUGCAGGAGUAAAAACAAAAAAAAAUCUCAGCAACAAAAUAACCCUCUGAUUUAUAAACUCUUACACUCAAAGAAGGAAAACAAAAGUUGAGAGAUUAAGUGGCUGCUUCUGAGAAAUAAUGUCUCAACAGGGACUAAAGGAGCAAUUCAAUGGAUUUUAAACGUUUUAGCUCUCUACAUCUUGAAUUGCAAGCUGGAAUAAAGAGGCUCCCCACCGAAUGCUGCUUACUUGGUGAAAGACUGGCUCUGACCAAGGUGAGGACAUUUCUGGAAAACUGAGCAAAAAGGGAAAACCCACGGUGUUUCUUCCUUCACAGUCAACUACAGGUUUACUUUAUAAUGAUGUAUUCAGAACUCACAGCUUGAAAAAUGGAAUGCAAAUAAAAGGUUUUCUUUCGGUUUGUUUGAAUGGAGUUCAACUGGACCAGCCUAUAAAGCAUUAUUAGGGGGAUAUCGUUUGGGUACUUCUGCACACCCCACCUAGCCCUCUCUCCCAGCCCCUUGACUGCACACACCCCCAUCUGCCUGAAGAUCUCGUGACUUGUCGCCAGCCAUAGAGGCUCGAAAGCUCUGGUUGUUAAAGCGUAACACAAUGCAUAGACCUGUCAGCCAUAAAAAAAAAAAAAAAAAAAAAAGCGACCUGGAUAACUUGUAUGCCUUCUUUUGUAUCAAUGUACCAAUUGUAAAUAAUGCUGAUCAACCUUUGUAGAGAAUAGUUUAUACAGCAUAUUCUAUUAUUGCUGAUUCUCAGUGAACUCUUGUUUUAAAAAAGGAAAAAAAGAAAUUUUCUAUUUACACCUUCUAUUUUGUUAUGCUGUCGGCCCAUGGCACUUUAACAAAACUCUGUGGGUUUUACGUAGCUGGUCAGUCAUGGGGUAUACUCAAUAACUGUUGUUGCACAGACGAGAAUUUGCACCUGCUCAUUUGUCCUUUCCUACUACCGAUUUUAGAACCUUUUCCAGAAGAAUUUUGAAGAAAGCAUGUCCAAACAUUCUAAACAAAUGCCACACUUGUGGAGUGGGUUUCUUUUCUACAAUCCAUAUUUUGUAACACUAAGUAUUUUCCUUCUUUGUGCUGCACCUUUAUGUAUUAGCACUAUCAGAUAGAAUUCAUUCCAUGCCUGUGAUAUUGUAAGCAGAAUAAAUGUCUAAAGUAGGUGUAAAUAGUAAAUCCUAUGGCUUACAGUUUUAAAAAGGAAAGAACAAACAUGUAUCUAUUGAUACUGCCGUGGUUCAGCACAAGGUCUGGAGACAUUCUCCAGUGAG